AUGAAAAACUUUAAAAUAUCUUAUUUUUUUAAUUGGUUUUUUUUUCUUAGUUUAUCAUUAACACUUUUAUUUAAUGAUAAUUUAUUUUCAAAUAUAACAGAAGGAACAUUGCAAAAAACACAUCAAAAAUUGUUGGAGAAAACAAAAAGGAACCUUGCUGAAGGAACAUAUUCAAGUAAAAUAAGCAGAGUCAUAGCAAAAAGUUCUAACUCCACAGACAUAAGGGAGCGUGUAAAUAGCAUAUGUGAAUGCCUUUAUAUGGCAUAUAAAGAUACGGCUAAUUGGUUUUCACAUUAUGAAUAUAAUGACCCUGAAUCAAAAUUUAAAAAUAGUAUAAUAAUUGGUGAUCAAAUUGAAAGACGUUUAUCUUGGGAAGGAUUCAAAUUAUCGUACAAAUUAAUACGAGAUGAAAUAAUAAGAACAAAAGAGCGUAAUGAUUUAGUUGCUUCAGUGGAGAAAACAAAAAGCGAAUUUACUCAUAUGAUGAGCAUUUUUCAAAUGGAAAAUGAUCUGACAAAAGAUUUAUUAAAUAAUAUGAUUGGUAAACCGUACGACGUAUUAGAAACCCUAAUAAAUGAUGAGGAGAAAAUAGUGAAGAAAAUUAAAGAGGAAUUACAAAAGAGAAAUCUUAACCUUCCACCAAAUCAUAUUCAUAGAAUGGCUCUUAGGAUAAGUAGACGUGCUCAUGACAUCGGUUAUGAAGAAGGUAUUUUAGAUAAAUAUAUUCCUGAGCCCCAAGAUUGUUAUCUGGAAGAGUUCAAAAAUUGA
Plasmodium gallinaceum is the source of this 768-nucleotide messenger RNA. RefSeq lists its product as hypothetical. The record is from RefSeq and is a predicted model, not a curated record. Lineage: Eukaryota; Apicomplexa; Aconoidasida; Haemosporida; Plasmodiidae. The transcript has a single exon. The coding region runs from base 1 to 768 and encodes 255 amino acids.